Molecule: messenger RNA, 11478 nt
Organism: Pipra filicauda (Wire-tailed manakin)
Lineage: Eukaryota; Metazoa; Chordata; Aves; Passeriformes; Pipridae
Gene: DISP3
Product: dispatched RND transporter family member 3
Exons: 21
Coding region: 2423-6442 (1339 amino acids)
Cellular component (GO): membrane
Source: RefSeq, a predicted model, not a curated record
GUGUGGAGCUGGAAUGGGUAUUUCUGCUGCUCCCUCAUUUAGGAGAGGGCUACAGCAUCACCCACUCCUCUCUCCUGCUGGUGAGUGGAAAGCCCUGCUGAAGAACUGAGUGUGACUGAAAUGCUGUGGGAGCUGUGUCCCCAUCAGAGAUUGCAGCCUUACAGCCUUCCUGUUGUGAAUCUGGCAUUUUCUGAUGUCAGUAAAUUAUAGCAGUGAAAAAGCAAGACCUUUAGAUCCAUCAGAGUGAUGCUGGGUAGCACCUGGAGCGAGGCACUGUGACCUGUGUGACUGACACAUGUGCAGAUGGGACUUUGUGCCUCUGCCUCCUCUUCCUGGAAGGUCAGAGCACCACGGGCAGAGCUGGCUGAAUACAGACACUUCACCUGGAGCACUUGUAACGUGUUUUUUUAACCUUAAUUGUACUUUUUUAUGUUGGAGUGGCAAGAGGUGGAGACAAAACAGCUGCCUGUGUUUGGCAAGAAGGCCUGGCAGCACAGGCUGGCAUUGCUGGGUUACUUUUCAUAUUGCUGCCCACAGAACCACAACCAGCAAAGAACCACAACUGCUGCCUGGGCUGCUGAGAAAGCAGCUCACGUGCACCAUGGGGAAGAAAUUGUCCUCCUCCUUCUCAGUGAUGAACUGGCAGCUUAUGGGGAGACUCUGGAGAGGGGCCUCAAGGAGAGUGUGUUUUGAUCAGUCCCAGGAGCAGUGUGCACACAAACAUGCUAUUUUUGAGCUGCAGAUGGAGGAGACAGCACAGCCAGCCCUUGUCUGUGUCCUUCCUCCUGCUCCAAGGAGCAGGUGUGGGGAGCAGAGCUGGAAUCUGCAUGGGAAUCCUGCAGCUGAGCACAGAGUGGUACCAGUGCCCACAGUGACGUAAACUGGGGAGCCGGAGCACAGGGUGCAAUAAUAAAGGACUGGCAGGCACUGACAGCAGGACUUGGCUUUCCUUUUCAGGGUGACAGUGAUGUGGGAAGCUGGAGUUUAUCUAUAAAAGAGCAGCACACAAGCCUUGGGGAUGGCAGUUUAUUCCAUUCCUUGGGAACUGGUGAUUCCUCUCCGUGGUCUGAGAUUCCUUCCUGCAGUGAUGCUCCUUGGAAUAAUAACACAAGGCCCCGGUUUGUGGCAGCCAUCUGUAUUUAAUGAUCUGCAAAGGCUUUGCUCUGAGCACUGCUGGGAAUCCACACACCUUUAACAAGCGUGUUCCUUUGGGCCCCUGGCAGGUGGGAUCCAGGGGGCUUUUGAAGUCGGUGUCAAGGCACCCAAAGGCACCCAGCCAACACUUUAUUUAGCAACAGCAACUGGCUGGGGCUCAGACAAAAUCUAAGUCAUUUUUGUAGUGGUUAGGUAAGUCAUGUCAGAAAGCAUAUCAGAGCCUCAGCAUGCUUGUGUGCAGAAACCUGUAAGUGCCACAUGCCUGAGUGACAGCAGAGCUUAUCACCAGCACAAGCAAGUAACUUGAGUGGUGAACAUGGCAGAGGGCUGCAAGGCAUGUUUCGUGAGAUUAUAACCAAGAAGCUGUCUUCUGACACCUACAGUCAUUAGCUACAAUAACCAGGAGCAAAUUAUUUUAUCAGGAAAUUAAUUUUCUUUGGCAGUGAUGGGCGUGUUAGCGAAGUGCUCGUGCAGGUUUACCUCUGCAGCAAUCCUGGGAUGACAGGGCACUGAACAUGCAUGGUUUGAUGCCAGCAAACCCCAGUGACCUUCCCCUUUGAAAAGUGCCAGUUUCAGUACUUUAAAGCAAGUAUUUUGGGGCAAUUUAUUGUGUCCUUUUUGUAGCAUAGAUGGUGUGAAAUUGGUUCUCAUUGUGGAGGUUGGAUGUCCCUCGCCAGCAUAAAGGUUAUGUUGCACAGUGAUGGUUAUGCUCGAUGUUACAGCUUGAAUUAUGCUCACAGAACACAGUAGAGUUUGUGGUUCGGUGCACACAGCCCCCAUCUUUGUCCCUCAAGAGAUUUGGCACCUUGUGUGCCAAACUAGGCGCCCAAAAUAAGUUCCUACUUCUUUCUUCUCAUCCCCUGAGCUCCUGCAUCUGUCAGACACAGAGUACACCACCCCCUCCUUCUCCGAGAUGCUGGGAGAAGAUUCAGUUCAGCCCUGUUUGUUCAGCCCUCAGACUCUGUCGUGACAGGCAGCAUUGAAAAGCUCACGAGGAAAUUAAUAAUUCUGCCUGUGAGCCAGGCACGAGCGGCGUGCAGGAAAUGAGGCAUGAGACCACAGGCUGAAUGAUGAGCAGAGAACAGGGGAGCCAAUUGCUGCUGGCUUUGGGGAGCAUCAUCCCCUGCAUGCACUGGUGGAGGCCAGAGUCCUUGCCUUGGACAUCGGGCUUGGAAGCAGAACUGCACUGCAAAGCAUUUACAGAAGGGGGACAAAUCAAGGAUGCUGUGCCGGCCCUGAAUCUGGCAUUUCCUGACUGGUGCUGGACAUGGACACAGAGGAUGACCCCUUGUUGCAGGACGCCUGGCUGGAGGAGGAGGAUGAAGAGGUGACCUUCAGCUCCUGCAAGAGGCGAGAGGGUGCUGUGUUGUGUGGGAAAAGCCCGUGCAGGGUCAGGCCCCUGCGUGUCACCCUGCCCGUGUCUGGCUUCUGGAAUAUUGUUGGCUGGGUGUUUACCAACCCGUACUGCGCUGGCUUCAUCCUUUUCCUGGGCUGUGCCAUCCCUGCUGUGCUGGCUGUUGUCAUGUUCCUGCACUACCCGGCCCUGGAUAUCGACAUCUCCUACAACGCCUUCGAGAUCCGCAACCACGAGUCCUCGCAGCGCUUCGACGCUCUCGCCCUGGCCCUCAAAUCCCAGUUUGGGUCCUGGGGCAGGAACCGCCGGGACCUGGCUGACUUCACCUCCGAGACCCUGCAGAGACUCAUCUUCGAGCAGCUCCAGCAGCUUCACCUCAACGCCUCCCACCUUGGGGUCAGCGCGCGGGUCAGGCGCAGUCCCCCCGAGGGCAGGACGAGCUCCCCCGAGCCCCGUGUCCACCCCAGCCCGGGGAACAGGACGUCCCGGGUCGGGAGGGGAGCCCCACGCUGGGACUACUCCAGCACGUACAUCAGUGCCAACACGCAGGCUCACGCCCACUGGCGCAUCGAGCUCAUCUUCCUGGCGCGGGGGGACUCGGAGAACAACAUCUUCACCACCGAGCGCCUGGUCACCAUCCACGAGGUCGAGCGCAAGAUCAUGGACCACCCUCGCUUCCGGGAGUUCUGCUGGAAGCCCCAUGAGGUCCUGAAGGACCUGCCCCUGGGCUCCUACUCCUACUGCUCCCCUCCCAGCUCCCUCAUGACCUACUUCUUCCCCACUGAGAGAGGAGGGAAGAUUUACUAUGAUGGCAUGGGACAAGACCUUGCUGACAUCCAAGGGUCCCUGGAGCUGGCCAUGACCCACCCUGAGUUCUACUGGUAUGUGGAUGAGGGCUUGUCUGCUGAGAACAUGAAGAGCUCCCUGCUGAGGAGCGAAAUCCUCUUUGGGGCACCCCUGCCCAACUACUACUCGGUGGAGGAUCGCUGGGAGGAGCAGCGCCGCAAGUUCCAGAACUUCGUCAUCACCUACGUGGCCAUGCUGGCCAAGCAGUCCACGAGCAAGGUCCAGGUACUGUACGGAGGGACGGAUUUGUUUGACUAUGAGGUGAGGAGGACUUUCAACAACGACAUGUUGCUGGCCUUCAUCAGCAGUAGCUGCAUAGCUGUCUUGGUCUACAUCCUCACCUCCUGCUCAGUGUUCCUGUCAUUCUUUGGCAUCGCCAGCAUCGGACUGAGCUGCCUGGUGGCUCUGUUCCUGUACCACGUCGUAUUUGGGAUCCAGUACCUGGGUAUACUCAAUGGUGUGGCUGCCUUUGUCAUUGUGGGGAUUGGGGUUGACGAUGUCUUUGUUUUCAUCAACACCUACCGCCAAGCCACCCACCUCAAGGACCUGCGGCUGCGCAUGAUCCACACGAUCCAGACAGCAGGGAAGGCCACCUUCUUCACCUCCCUCACCACAGCUGCAGCGUAUGCUGCCAACAUCUUCUCUCAGAUCCCAGCUGUGCAUGACUUCGGGCUCUUCAUGUCACUGAUUGUGUCCUGCUGCUGGGUAGCUGUGCUCUUCACCAUGCCAGCUGCUCUUGGAAUAUGGACCCUUUAUGUGUCCCCACUGGAGAGCUCCUGCCAAACCAGCUGUAGUCAGAAGUGCACCAAAAAGAGAGCCUUGCACCUGGCUGAAGAUCUCUUCAUUGCCCCAGAGGCCACCCCCAGGGCAGGCAGAGAGACCCUUCCCUACCUUGACGAUGACAUCCCACUGCUCAGCGUGGAGGAGGAGCCUGUCUCGCUGGAAAUGGGGGAUGUCCCCUUGGUGUCUGUGAUGCCAGAAAAUCUGCAGCUCCCUGCAGAGAAGAGCAACCGGGGGCACUUGAUAACCCGCCUGCAGGAGCUGCUGGAACACUGGGUGCUGUGGUCUGCAGUGAAGAGCAGAUGGGUGAUUGUGGGGCUCUUCCUCCUUGUUUUGCUCCUGUCCAUAUUCUUUGCCAGCCGCCUCCAUCCCGCCAGCCGUGCUCCAGUCUUGUUCCGGCCUGACACCAACAUCCAGGUGCUGCUGGACCUGAAAUACAACCUGAGUGCCGAAGGCAUCUCCUGCAUUACCUGCUCAGGUUUGUUUCAGGAAAAGCCCCACAGUUUGCAGAACAACAUCCGAACCUCCUUGGAAAAAAAGAAGAGGGGCUCAGGGUCACCCUGGGGAAGCAAAGGCAGCAUAAGUGAUACAGGGCAGCAAGAUCUCCAGGGGACUGUGUACAUCUCCAAGUCCAGGAGCAAGGGGAGACCAGCCAUCUACAGAUUCUCACUCAAUGCCAGUGUCCCUGCGCCCUGGCAGACGGUGUCACCGGGAGACGGGGAGGUGCCUUCAUUCCAGGUGUAUAGAGUGCCUUUCGGUAACUUCACCAGGAAGCUGACAGCUUGUGUGUCCACAGUAGGGCUGCUUAAGCAGACGAGCCCCAGGAAGUGGAUGAUGACCACCUUGUCCUGUGACACCAAGAGGGGCUGGAAGUUCGACUUCAGCUUCUACGUGGCCUCCAAGGAGCAGCAGCGAACACGGAAGCUGUACUUUGCUCAGUCGCACAAGCCCCCCUACCACGGCCGAGUGUGUGUGGCACCCCCGGGCUGCCUGCUCAGCUCGAGCCCGGAUGGACCCACCAAAGGCAUCCUGUACGUUCCCAGUGAGAAAGCAGCAGCACCCAGGGCGAAGCCAUCAGCCACGUCCGGGUUUAACCCGUGCAUGAACACGGGCUGUGGGAAGCCGGCGGUGCGGCCGCUGGUGGACACGGGAGCCAUGGUGUUCGUGGUGUUCGGGAUCAGGGGCGUCAACCGCACGAGGCGCCCGGACAACCACGUCAUCGGAGACAUGGGCAGCGUUAUCUACGAUGACAGCUUCGACCUCUUCAAAGAGAUUGGCAACCUGUGCCGCCUCUGCAAAGCCAUCGCCAGCAACGAGGAGCUGGUGAAGCCUGGAGGGGCUCAGUGCCUGCCCUCGGGUUACAGCAUCUCCUCCUUUCUGCAGAUGUUGCACCCUGAGUGCAAGAACAUCCCAGAGCCAAACCUGCUGCCUGGACAGCUCUCUCAUGGGGCAGUGGGGGUGAAGGAUGGGAAGGUGCAGUGGAUCUCCAUGGCAUUUGAAUCGACAACCUACAAGGGGAAGUCAUCCUUCCAGACCUAUGCUGACUACCUGAAAUGGGAGACAUUCCUGCAGCAGCAACUCCAGCUCUUCCCAGAGGGCUCUGCUCUCCGGCACGGCUUCCAGACCUGUGAGCACUGGAAGCAGAUUUUCAUGGAGAUUAUAGGAGUGCAGAGUGCCCUGUAUGGUCUUGUCCUCUCUCUGGUCAUCUGUGUGGCUGCAGUGGCCGUGUUCACCACACACAUCCUCCUCCUGCUGCCAGUGCUGCUCAGCAUCUUAGGGGUCGUCUGCUUGGUGGUGACCAUCAUGUACUGGUCUGGCUGGGAAAUGGGAGCUGUGGAGGCCAUUUCCCUCUCCAUCCUCGUUGGCUCCUCUGUGGAUUACUGUGUGCACUUGGUGGAGGGCUACCUGCUGGCAGGGGAGAACCUGCCACUGCACCAGGCAGAGGACCCCCGGGCGUGCCGGCAGUGGAGGACCGUGGAGGCCGUGCGGCACGUGGGGGUGGCCAUCGUGUCCAGCGCCGUCACCACCGUCAUCGCCACCGUCCCGCUCUUCUUCUGCAUCAUCGCCCCCUUCGCCAAGUUCGGGAAGAUCGUGGCCCUCAACACGGGGGUGUCCAUCGUGUACACGCUGACUGUGAGCACGGCCCUGCUCAGCAUCAUGGGCCCCGGCACCUUCACCCGCAGCAGGACUUCCUGCCUCAAGGCCGUGCUGGGGGUGCUCCUGGCCGGCCUGCUGGGCCUCUGCGUCUGCCUCGCCCUGCUCAAGAGCGGGUUUAAGAUCCCUCUCCCCAACGGGACAGCCCUGUAGAACCCAGGCCGGGAGCCUCUGUCCUCUUGCUCUCCCUUUCUUUUUUUCUUUUCUUUUUAAAGGAUAUUUUUUGUAAAGAAAACAAAAGAGGAAAAAAAUCCCCUUUUUUUCCCGGAAGUUUUUCAACUCCAGAUGCACUUUAUUUUCUAAUGAGUUUUGCUCUAAACUUGUAUUUAUUUUGGGUAGUGACGGAUGGAUGACGGACAGUGAGGGCUGCCCAGGGAAUACCUCAGCCCGUGAGUAGGAGGGGAAGAGGUCUCCUUCUCUCAGUUUUCUUUCUGCUUUUCUUUUCUUUUUUUCUUAUCUUCUUCUUUUAAAUUUCUUUUUUUUUUUUUUUUUAGCCAACAGAGCUUUCUGGAACCGCAAAGCUAAAAGGGGAGAAGUUGGGAAGGCCAUCUGAUCCUUUAAAAAACACUUCCCUCUGUCUCUUCCCUCCCCUUGUCCAGGGUCAGCAUUGCAACGAUGGCUCUUGAGGUGAUGUCCUACCCCCACUCCAAGCCUGUGCCUCUCUACCUGAGCCUUCAAGAACAGCAGUGAGCUGUUGGAAAGGCCUGGAGAACAGCAUUAUCUGGUCCUUUACCUGUACUCAAGCCAGACCAGCAGUGAACUCACUGCACAGGAGCUCUCAUGGGUGUCAUUGUGGGAUCCAGAUUAGAGGUGCUGGGUGGCACCACCUUCUUUCAUCAUUCAGGGAGGGCGUUGGGACACAUGGCUUUCCCCUUCUUUCUGAGGGGGCAGAGCACCUUUUGCUGGAGUCUCUUGGGUCUGUGAACAGCCAUCAAAAGCCUGCCCUCCCCUCCUUCCUCUCAGUAGUGAGGCCAAGGCAACAUCAAUGCCCAGUCCCUCCUGGUCACCUCACCAGUCACUGCCUCUGCCCUUCAUGGUGGAGAGGAAACAGCCCUUUGGUCACUGCAGUCAGCUCUUACUCUGAGGACCAGGAAACCCCUGGGUUACCCAGGUGGAGCCCAUACCUGGUGCCAUGCACAGCAUCCUCUGCACAGGAGGUGCCAUGCACAGCAUCCUCCUGUGUGGGGACACGAGGGCAGAGGAGCUGCAGCUGCCGCCUGCUCCGAGCAGAUGGUUUAUAUUAAAGUAAAAUGAAAUCGCAAACUGGUGCCAUUAACAAGUACAUUUUAAGCAUCACUGGUUCUAUCAUAUUUUAAAAAUUGAAAUAGCUAAGUGUGCAUUGAUAUGCAGCACAGCUGGUCCUCAGCAGAAGGGAAGGGUCGGGCCCACAGGGAGAUACAUUAACCAUUAUCUACAGGGAUAUAGAGGGACGUGGCCAGGAAGGAGCCUGACUCCAUUUCUUUGCAGAUUCCAUGUCCCUGGUGGCUUUGUGUUCUCUGUCUGGAUCAAACCCCCUUUCUAAGAUGGAAUUUCCAGGAAGCCCAUUUCCAGCCAAGUUUUGGGGCCUGUGCUGCUUGAGAGACCAGCAGCUGCUUCUGCUUGGCUCAGUGCAUCCCUGCUCUGAUCCCUCUUACACCUUCACAUCAUGUCACCUCUGGGGAACUGGGUCAAAUGCCUGUUUCUAAAGUAGGUUCCCCAAGGCGUCAGCUGGAGAGAGGAGUGACAGGACAGGACUUUUGUUGAUUCCAGGGGGAAGCCAGAGAUUGCCAGAGCAAUCCUGCUGCAGGCAGUGAGGUUGGUGAGAGCGUGAGCAGAGCACACCUGGUUUCUCCUCACUAUCCCAUGUGCAGCUGAGUCACCCCUUUCUGCAAAGUGUUAAAUGUUCCCUGGCACCUACCUCUGAUCUGCACCAGCUCCUGCAUAAUGAACCCCGUGCCCAUGAAUAAAUGGUUCUGGGAAGGAUUUUCAACUGUGCUUAAGCUGUGCUGCUUUGAUGGCUGCUGUGCACAGUCCAACCCAAUCCUUGACCUGUAAGCCAUGCUUUUCCCUACAUCUGGGCUCCAGGUUUAACUCCUGGUGGUGCCCUGAGCACUCCUGAGUGGCAGUGAGCAGAGAGGGCAGGGUGCUGAUGAUACACAGCCCCCUGGGACAUGUGUGGCUGUGCAGGUGCUGCAGGGGAGAGCGAGGUAGCCCUGCUGCUGCUGCCAAAGAUGCUCUGGCUGGUGACCUGACCUGAACUUGGCAAAGACUUCAACCUCAUUGGGGUGAUUAAAGCUGCUGGAUAUUUCCAGGUCACCAGAGAAGAGAAUAAGGUGCUGAGGGCACCCUUAGAGGAAGUUUCUCCUUCAGUGAGCCUGAGGAAACUUGAAAGGCCUUUAGGACAAGGCAUAGAUGUGCUUUGAAUCCUGCAAAGUUGAAAGCCCAUUUCAGCCCCUGGUGUCCCACAUUUAUGCUCACUAUAAAGAGGCUACAUAAGCCCCCCACCUCCAGCAGGACUCUGGACACACCAUGCUGGGAACAUUCACUCAGCCACUCUUGGAAGGCAAAGAUUAAUUUCAAAGUAGUGGGAAACCUUUUAUGUCUCCUGGGUCUGAUCUGGCAGUGUCUGAUCUGCAGACGAAAAUAACAGAGUUCUUGGUACAUGACAAGAUCCAUCCUGUUUUCUGGAGCAGGCAGGGAAAAGGACAAGCUCUGAUUUUGCCUCCUAUUCUCUGGCCAGCCCAGCUCCCUCCAUGCAGAAGGGCUGGCUGGCACUGGCAGGAGCAGGGCAUCACCUUGCCCUUGACUGUUCAAGGUAAUACUGGGAAAGCAAUGGCUGGAAUUACUCAGAAAGGAGCAGGAGACACCAAGAUAAGUGCAGAGCUGCAGCAGAUGGUUCACCAAGGCAUACUGAGGAGGUUGUGCCUCCCCAGCAAGGAAACUGAGGCAAGGAGAGGAAGAGGAGCUUACACCAGGUUGUAGCAGGAUGGCAGAAAAGUCAGGAGAUAAUCUUAGGUGACGUUUUUCACUGCAAGGACUCAUUGGAUGUUGGUAGUGACUAAACACAGUCAUGACACUUGUCUUAAGAUCUAACCAGUCAUUUGCCCCAUCACCACUUCCCUCUGCACACCUCUGUGGUCAGGGUGGCUGGUGCUUUCUCCACGUGCAGUGGAGUGAAAGAGGCUUAGAGGUGGGGCCCACUUACAACAUCCAGAUCUUCCCAAGCAUCUGUGGAGACAAUAAAUCAGGAGCAGAUGUAUACAUCCAUUUCCACGUAGGCAGUGUCCUCCCUGUGAUUACAAAAUAUCCAUAAAAUUAUAGAGGUAAGAAAAGGGAUGGCUUUAUCUGAGCAAAUGUGGAGGUGGGACUGACAGCCCUGCUGGGAAUUGGUGCUCUGAGGCAGAUGCUUGUAGCAAUAAAAAACAAGGCCUCAUCUGUCUGGUACUGUUCCAGGAGCAGAUGCUCAGCCUAAAUCGAUUCCUCCCACAUUUCUGCCUAUCUUCUUCCUCUGAUGACUCCUCUGUUUCCCAGACCAUCUCUUGGGCCCCCUUGUCUUGCUGAGCAAGGUUCAGUCUGCUCCGUGGUAGCAGCUCAUGCCUGAGGUGCUCACAGAGUCUGGACUGAAAGUGGAUGGAGAAGUCUCAGGGAAAAUUUCUCAGACAGAGGAAGCCAGGGAGUUGAACUGCUUCACACAAACCUGCCAGUUUUGAUGUUUUUAAACAGUAGAACACAUCAGACCAGCCCUACUUGGAAGAGAGUGCUCUGAUUUUCCAUUUCAAAACAAUCUUGCUGCAAUUAAAAGGAACCAUACGUGAGUUCUCAGUUAGAGCACAUGGCAGGGGAAUGUGCCUGUUAACUGCCCACUCCUUUAUUUCUAGUAAAUGGUGUUUUGAGGGUUAAGUUCUGAAAAGUUAAUGUUUCAGGAGGGGGGUCAGUGCAGUCUCCUGCAGAACAGAGCAGGUCCUGUCCUGCCCAGGAGUUCUCUCCCCAGUGCUGAAGCUCCGUGACUCAUGCACAGAGCUGGUGUGGCUGCUCUUUAUCUUCAGUGGAGCUGCUGAGUGAGUUCAGGGCUCCUUGUGGCUGUGGACACUUGGGGAGAGAGUCCCUGCUCUCAACAGCCAUGUCCACUUCAGCUUUGGAGCAAGGUGGAACAGAGCUGCUGUGAUGUGCAAAGAUCAGUGUCAGAAGAAGGAACUCCUCACUCUGUUUCUUUAUGUUAUGGUGCCUCUUGAGGGUUUGGGCAACUGGGCCAUCAGGUUUGGCCACUGAACUCACCAACUGCCAAGGCUGCAGGUUCUGAAAGGGAUCAGUGGCUGAGCUGGGCUGUGUUUCUCAAUCCCUGCUGGAUCUGAAACUGUGUCAGAGCAAAGGCAGCCUGAGAAAUAUCACGAAGGAGAAGGACACAUGGCAUGUUUAGAGAGCUACUGGGACCACUGACACAGUAGUCUGGAUGCAAUGGUUCUCCAGAGACCCUGGCUUUGUCUCUGCUGGAGCAAACUGGGAUGUUGCUUUAUGUCACAGUGUCUAAUUCUUUUAGCUUGUCCUCCACUGAAUUUUCAUACCAGAGCAGCCUACCCUCCUGCAAGGUUACAAAAGGCCUUUUAUUUAACCCCAUGACACAUAUAAAUCCUCCCACACUGUCCACUGUGCAGAUUGAUUUGCAGCCAGGGAAGACAAAUUCACAGUCUCUUGGCUAUUUCUUCUGAAAUCACUGCUCACCCCAGAUAGCACACAGGCCAUAGUUCAGAGAUUUUUCAAAGGCCUCUGCUAACUGCUCUGCCCUGGCUUAGCAGCCAGGGUCCCAGAACUAACAGGCUUUCAAGGCCUGUCUCCAUCCUGAGGACAGAGUUGUUUGGCUUUCUCCUCUCCACUCCUCCUUUGGGCAGAGGAUGGAAGGGGGGGGCAAUGGCCAGGACUAGAGCAACAAGAGAAUGAGCAGAAAGGUUUGCAGGGGCCAGCAGAACAAAUGGGAGGGAGGAUGGUCCAAAAUCCAAGGGGAGAAGAGGUGUGAGCACCCCGAGGACAGAGGGAGGGAGGGCACUGCCGUUUCACCACGUCGUGUGCAGACCUUAGAGUGUCAGUCCUCAGAGUGAUGUAGCACAAUUCCUGAUGUACGCGUGUUCCUUUUGUAAGUCGUCUCCUACCCUCACUAUUUUCAGUGUUCCUUGAUUUUUGGAGACUGUUGUAAAUAAAAGAUUUUGACAUUCUCA